Molecule: messenger RNA, 2034 nt
Organism: Nicotiana tabacum (common tobacco)
Lineage: Eukaryota; Viridiplantae; Streptophyta; Magnoliopsida; Solanales; Solanaceae
Source: RefSeq, a predicted model, not a curated record
AUGUGGUGGAUGGAUCUUUUAUGUACAAAACAUUCACAAGGGUCACAAAUUCUUGACAAGAUAGCAGAACAUAAUCAAGCUUGGCACUCGGAAGAUACCACGGGUGGAAUUGCAUACGAUACUCCCUAUUUGACCAACAUGAUUAAGGAGAACCAAGAGAGAGAUCAAGUAAUUACCGAGCUUGCCACCAACUUUAAUGUGUUAACCAAGAUGUUCACUGAAAGCCAACCAAAAAAGGUAAAUGUUGUGGAAGAUGUGCAACUCUUGUCAAACGAAGAUUGCGAGGAAGCAAAUUAUGUCCAUAAUUCUCAAGGCGGUUACCAAAGACAAUCCUACCAAGAUCCCGGACAACAAAAUAAAUGGAGGCCUAACACGCAAGGGCAAGGCCAUCAACAGCGGCAAAAUGAUCAAGGUGAUUCUUCAAGUCAAGGUAAUUGGAGUAACAACACCAACAACUAUUAUAACCGGAGUUCAAACCCCUAUGUUUCACCAAAGGGGAAAAACUCUAACUCUUCACAUUGGAAGGAAAGUUCUUCAAAUGAGUCCAAAUUGGAGAACAUGCUUGAAAGAGCAUUGCAAAAUCAAGAAAGAAAUGACACUUCAAUGAAGAACAUGGCCGAACUUGUGGGGUCACACACUGCAUCCAUACAAAACUUAGAAAUGCAAAUGAGAGAUCUAUCAAGAGAGCAAAAUCCGAAGCCAAAAGUCGCACUCCCAAGUGACACAAUUGCAAACCCAACAGGUAAUGAGAGUGGACCGACUUCUCAUUGUAUGGCAAUCAUAACUCGAAGCGAAAAAGUACUUCAAGGAGAGAAUGAACAAAUGGUUGAAGUGAAUGAUCUUGAACAAGAGGUUGAGGCACAAGUUGAGGUGCCAAUUGUUGUUGAAGUUAAAAAGCUCCCAAAGGAAGUGAAAGUCCAAGAAGUGAACCGUGAAGAGGUCAAGGAAAAGGUAAAAGAGGCACCAAAAGCUCUAGCACCAAUUCCUAGACCUCCUCCCCCUUUCCCUCAAAGACUUUCUAGGAGGGUUGAUGAUAGCAAACUCGAGAAAUUCUAUGACAUUCUCAAGCAAUUAUCGAUGAACAUUCCAUUUAUGGAAGCAUUUCAAGAGAUGCCGGAUUUUGCUAAAUACUUGAAGGACUUGAUCACCAAGAAGAAAACCACCAAGAAUGAAGUGGUAAAUGUGACUCACCGGCAAGAGGGGUUAGGUAUGCCGCGGCCUACAAGCAUGAGGUUGCAAAUGGCCGAUCGUUCAAUCAAGAGACCGGUGGGGAUCGUUGAUGAUGUCCUUGUGAAAGUGGGAAAGUUCCUCCUUCCCGCUAAUUUUUUGAUCCUUGAUUGUGCUGUUGAUAAAGAAAUCACUAUCAUCUUGGGGAGACCAUUCCUUGCUACCGGAAGAGCAUUUAUGGAUUCGGAAAGAAAUGAGAUCAAGUUCCGAGUUAAUGAUGAAGAGGUAACCUUUCAAGCAAGUAAGGGUAUGAAGUUUCCACAUUCAUAUGAGAGCAUCUCAGUCAUUGAUGUCGUUGAUGAGGUAGAAGGCGAAAUUGAGAUGAAGAUGGAAGAAGAAUGCCUUGGUGAGGCUUUGGCGGCUAUAUUGGUGAAUUUUGAUGGUGAAGACAUGGAGGAGUACAUGGAAUCGGUGAAUGCAUUAGAAGGAUGUGGGUCCUACACUUAUGCACCACAGAAACUUUCUCUUGACUUAGAGAAUAGAGCCACUUCCCCCACCAAGCCUUCAAUUAUUGAGCCACCACAACUUGAGCUCAAGACAUUUCCACCGCACUUAAGGUAUAAAUUUCUUGGCUCUAAUGAUACCUUACCGGUAAUCGUUUCUUCUUUGUUGAAUGAUAUGCUGGUAGAUCAUUUAUUGGAUGUCCUAAGGGAACACCGACAAGCCAUUGGUUGGACUAUAGUGGAUAUCCGAAGAAUUCCCGCCGGAAUUUGUGAGCACAAGAUACAAUUGGAGAAAGAAAGUAAACCUAGCGAGGAGCAUCAAAGAAGGUUAAACCCUUCCAUACAAGAGGUGGUGAAGAAAUAA